ACCUUUGUGCUGCAGGCCACACUUAAACAACUGACCAAAAAUUUAUAGCAAUUUAAACAGUCUAAGGCAUCAAAUAAGUUUUCUUAUUCAUUUUCUUUAAGGAAAAAAAAUAAUAAUAAUAAUAACAAAAAAAUUGAGAACAUUAAAAACAAGAAAUUUAGAAAUGAAUGACACAGAAGCGUUACUACUAAAUGAUUUUACUGGUAAAUCCUUUGACUCAUUCAAUUCUGAUCUAAGGAUUAUUCUUGUGGGUAAAACUGGAACAGGGAAGAGUGCAACAGGAAACUCCAUCCUGGGAAAGAAAAUGUUUCAUGCAGAGGCUUCACCUGAGGAAGUUACAAAAGUGUGCAGCACUAAAUAUGUGGAGCAUGAAGGAAAAACAAUCAGUGUAACUGACAUGCCUGGGUUUUGUGGAUCAAUGACAAAGGAAGAAAUGAAGACACACAUAGAGCAGUGUGUUUACAUGUCUGUUCCUGGUCCUCAUGUGUUUCUGCUGGUGAUCAAUCUGGGUGUCAGAUACACAGCAGAAGAGAUGAACACGGUAAAAUUAAUUCAGCAGAACUUUGGAGUAGAUGCUACACGCUACACCAUCGUUUUGUUCACUCAUGCUGAUCAGCUGAAGGGUAAAAAUUUGCAACAUUAUGUAGGAGAGAGCAAACAUCUAAGGAAUCUUACUGAAAGCUGUGGUGGCAGAUAUCAUGCAUUCAACAACGAGAACAUGAUGAACCGCUCUCAGGUCAAAGAGCUGCUGAAGAAGAUAGACAAUACGAUCAAGGGAAAUGGAGGAACACAUUACACAAACGACAUGUUUGAAAAAGCUCAGAAAAAGAUUAAAAACAAGGAGGUGUUAAAAAAGACAGUAGAUAUUGCAUUAGGAGCUGGUUCAGUUUUAGGAACCGGAGCAGCUGUAGCAGGAGGUGUAGUCCUGGGUUUAACAGAGGCUUUGGUUUUACCUGCAGUUAUAUUAACAGCUGGGACUGCAACUGCAGUUGGAAUGGGUGCUAACUUAGCAGUGAGGAAGAUCAAGGAAAACAGAGAAAGAGAGAGAAAAAACAAUUAGGCUAAAAACAGAAAUCGUAUUUCAACACAUUCAAUACUCAGAUCUAUCUACCUUUCAAAUGAUGUUUAAGAGAUGGUGUUUUAUUGCUUAAAACUUCAAAGCUGCAUACGUGUUUAGUCAAAAGAGCUACGUUUUUAAUUUAUAUUGAAUCAGGUGACAA
Myxocyprinus asiaticus (Chinese sucker) is the source of this 1220-nucleotide messenger RNA. RefSeq names its product GTPase IMAP family member 9-like. The record is from RefSeq and is a predicted model, not a curated record. Bases 164 to 1060 code for a protein of 298 amino acids. Lineage: Eukaryota; Metazoa; Chordata; Actinopteri; Cypriniformes; Catostomidae. Gene Ontology annotation, molecular function: GTP binding. The transcript is spliced from 3 exons.